Messenger RNA from Vespa crabro (European hornet), 4634 nucleotides. It is a transcript of the gene Chi, whose product is annotated as LIM domain-binding protein 2. The transcript is spliced from 9 exons. Gene Ontology annotation, cellular component: transcription regulator complex; nucleus. Lineage: Eukaryota; Metazoa; Arthropoda; Insecta; Hymenoptera; Vespidae. The record is from RefSeq and is a predicted model, not a curated record. Bases 2311 to 4341 code for a protein of 676 amino acids. Gene Ontology annotation, molecular function: LIM domain binding. Gene Ontology annotation, biological process: nervous system development; positive regulation of transcription by RNA polymerase II; negative regulation of transcription by RNA polymerase II.
CAAUAAUAAUAAUAACAAUAUAAUAAUAAUGGCGACUGCUAACAGCACGGAUUCAAAUAUAGUGAUAACUGCAGUAAUAGGGAUGGCGUGUGACGAACGAGCGAAACACAACGUUGUCGUGAAAAAUGUAAAAGGUCGUAUUUCAGCAAUUAGAAAAAAAUUUCCACACGAAAAAAUAUGAUCUAUCUUAUCAGAAAAAUUCUAGGAGAAAAAAGAAAAAGACAAAAAGAACAAAAAAGAUAGAAAAAAAAUUUGGGAAUACGAAUGGGAAGAAUUCCUCGUAUUCUUCGGCGUAUCAUCCGUAAAACGAUAGAAGGAAGGAGAGAUGAGGAGGUGGUGGUGUGGAUCUGGAGAAAGAGAUAGGUAGUAAAGAGGAGAUGGGACUAGGAGGGAGGAGUAGAGUAACGAGUACUUUUGAAAGGGGGGAAGAUUUUUGGAAAGGGUAGCUAGAACGCGUAGGUUAGGGCAGUUGCGUGGAUGGCGGGCGUCGCGGUCGCUCACGUGGCUCCCCACCGUGUUCCACAGCAUCGGCGUUCUCUCCUUCGUGUUCUCUCCCCUCCAUCACUGGUAACGCGUUGCUUCCCCUACCACACGCUCUGUUCCCCACCUAGGGUGACACUAGCGCCGCCACGCCUGCCGCUUCGCAGUAACGCGACCGCUUUCGUCGAGAGUGCGUUGUUUUUUCGUUCGCUAUUGUUGUUCGUGUUAUUCUAUUCCUCAAGUGCGCUUUCACGAUUUUCAUUAGCAGAUCGCCCCAGCAUCGAUAGAGAUUGGUUGGUCGCGCGUUCAUGAGCAAUAUAUUCCGAGAAAGGCGGAUGUGCCACAUAAUAUUUUAGAGUGAUCGAACGACGAUCCCAUCUUUCUCUCUCUCUCUCUCUCUCUCUCUCUUUCUCUCUUCCCCCUCCUUCCCCAGAAUUUAUCUUCCUUUUCUUCGUUACUUUUUUUUCCUUUUUUCUUUCUUUCUUUUUUUUUUGUUUCUUUCUUUCUAUCUUUUCCCUCUCGACGGGGGAAGAAAUUUUUGGUGCGCGUGUUUUCUGUAUUCGUCGAGCGAUACGGGGUUAUAAUAUACAUAAGUGUUGCUGAUAGAGAUAGAAAGGAAGUAUGCAAGACCGUAUCAACGAAAGGUUGGAAUAUCGACGCUCCAGCGUGAGAUUUGGUUGGUUAGUACGUGUCCGUAUGAGAUGAGGAAGAUCGGCCAUCGUUGCUAGAAGCGAGUGAAGAGAGAAAGAGAGUGAGAGAGAGAGUGAGAGAGAGAGAGAAGUAGAGAGUGAGUGAGUGAGAUAGACCGAUGGUAUUGUAAGAAAGAGGGAGAGAGAGAAAAGCGAGAGAGUACUAUUGGAAUAAUCUAAAAAAGAACAGGAGUGAGAGAGAGAGAGAGAGAAAGAGAGAGAGAGAGAGAGAGAGAGAGAAAGAAAGAGAGAGAGAGAGAGGAAAGAAUGGGUGGGAGAGGAAGAGUGCAGACUAGCCGCGUUAGUACGCGUCGCGACGCUGUCGGCGCGAUGGCCACGUGCCUCAAAGGAUAUGCCGUUGUCGACGCCGCCGUCGCCGCAGCAACAUCGGCAUCAGUAACAGCAACUAACAGCGUCGUUCUACGACAUUGACAGAAAAAGAGUGCGUUCGGUACUAUUGAGAGUUUACGAGUUACAGUGUCUUUCUUGUUUUUAGUAAAGUGAUCGGUGCUCUUUAAUAAAAGAGAGAGAAAGAGAAAAAAGAGAGAGAGAGAGAGAGAUAAAAGAGAAGAAAAAAAGUCGUGCGUGAGAGCGCGUAAUUUUUUUCGAAUUAAGACGGAAGUUUCUUAUCAGUGUGAGAUUCAGUGCUUUAGGUUUUGGUGGAUCGUUGUUUUCAUGAGGAAAAAAGUAAAACUUCGAUAAGGAUAAAGAGGUGGUGCGUUGUAAUAGUGGCUCGUCGAUACUCUUUUACUUUCUUCUGCUUCAGCUAUGACGAAGAUCUUAGAAACAUUCGUAUAAUCGUCCGAGGGAAAAGAUAAUCUUUUUAUCUUGGCACGUGGUGGAGUAAUAAAACGUAAAAGUAGUUUUGCGCGGGACAAGAAAAACCUCGUUGGUAGAAUACAGGAGUGUGGGGGCGAACGAAAGAGUGGUUCGAGAAAAAGAGAGAGAGAGAGAGAGAGAGAGAGAGAGUCAGAGAGUGAGAGAGAAAGAAAUAGGAAGUGGUAGGGAGGGGCGGUGGAAGAAGAGGGGUGAGAGUAGGUAGGAAGGAUCGUCGAGGCAGAGGAAAGCAGUGGAGUGGUGAAAAUCUCGACGCGAGCUAUACGGGGCGGGUGAGAAGGGCCAGGUCGUGGAGUGGGGAGUGAUGCCGGUGAGGGUGGCGCAGCGCCCCCCAGGUGGAAUAUCACUCCACGCCGGCGUGCCGGUAGCGGCCAGCAGCGUAACCGCCUCCGGUCCGUCGGGCCGGUGCCUCGGGGGCCCGGCUGCGUCCCCCGCCGGGUCGCCACCGCUGCCGCCGUCACUGCAAUCUCUCGGCGGCGGCAUAAGCGGCAGCAACAACAACAACAACAAUAAUAGCAAUAACGUUAAUAAUAGCAACAUCAACGGAAACAAUCAGUUGAUCAACAGCAACGGCGGGAACGGGAGCAUUAUCGGUGGCAACUCCUUAAACGGCCUCGGCAAUUUGACCAACAACAACGGGAACGGUCUAAGCAACAGCAACAUCAAUACGACGGCGUCGAGCAUCGGUGCCGCCGCCGCCACGACGAACCCGCUCCAGGCAAUGGCAUCGGCCGCGGCCUCGCUUACGCAGUUAAACAACAUGGCGAACGGGCCGCUGCCGCCGCUCGCAGGGACCGGGCCCCCGAAUUUACCGGCUCCACAGCCUGCGACAACGCCGACGCAUGCCGGUGGUCCACCGACGCCACACGGUGGCGUCGGGACGGGACCCCAUUUGAACGGGGCCUCACCAAGUCCUCAUCCUAUGCCACCCCAUGGCAUGAUGAGCGGAUCACCGCACGCGCCCCAUCCUCAUAUGCCGGCCGGAGGACCUUCGCCUCAUCCUCAUCAUCCUGCUCCUCAUAUGGUCGGCUCGCCUCAUCAUCCAGGCCCACAUCCGAUGCCACCAAACGCUGCUGGAAUGAUGGCCCCAACUGGUAUGCAACCUCAAAGUGCUCCUGGAAUGUGCGGCCCUGGACCAGCCGGUCCAAUGGGACCACAUGGACAUCCUCAAGCACCGGGACAACCUCACAUGCACAACGAUCCCUUUUAUUGUUCACCUUUUGGCUCUCAUUACUUCAGAUCGUUGCCUGUCCCCAGGAGGCAUACUCCGUACUUCGGACAACCGGACUACAGGCUCUACGAGCUGAACAAGAGGUUACAGCAGCGCAAUGAGGAUAGCGACAAUCUAUGGUGGGAUUCGUUCGCGACAGAAUUCUUCGAGGACGAUGCUACGCUCACCCUCACCUUCUGUCUGGAGGAUGGACCGAAGAGAUACACGAUAGGAAGGACGCUAAUACCUAGGUACUUCCGUUCGAUAUUCGAAGGUGGAGUGACGGAACUUUACUACAACAUGAAGCACCCGAAGGAGUCGUUUCACAAUACUAGUAUAACGCUAGACUGUGAUCACUGCGUCAUGGUCACGCAUCACGGCAAGCCAAUGUUUACGAAGGUGUGUACAGAGGGUAGGUUAAUAUUGGAGUUCACUUUUGACGACCUUAUGAGGAUAAAGUCGUGGCAUAUGUCAGUAAGAACACACCGAGAAUUGGUACCAAGGUCGGUUGUAGGCAUGCAGCAAGAUCCUACGGUACUAGAACAGCUUAGUAAGAACAUCACUAGACAGGGUAUCACCAAUUCUACUCUGAAUUAUCUCAGGUUAUGUGUUAUUUUGGAACCGAUGCAAGAACUAAUGUCGAGGCACAAGGCAUACGCGUUAUCACCAAGGGAUUGCCUGAAGACGACCUUGUUCCAGAAAUGGCAGAGGAUGGUUGCCCCGCCGGGUAAGAGAGAAUCACAGAGGCCAACGAGUAAAAGAAGAAAGCGAAAGGGCAGUACCUCUGGGCCGGGAAACAACGCUCCUCCUGCGCCUAGUAAAAAGAGAUCACCAGGGCCGAAUUUUUCUCUAGCGUCGCAGGCAAGUGACGUGAUGGUCGUAGGAGAGCCAUCUCUGAUGGGCGGCGAGUUCGGUGACGAGGACGAACGGUUGAUCACAAGGCUCGAGAACACGCAGUAUGAUGCGGCGAAUAGCUUAGACCCACAUAGUCAUGACACGACGGGUGGCCCGCCUCCGCAUCCUCAUCAAUUCCAUUCAGAGCCAACACCGGGUAACUCUUGGCCACCAGAUCGUGGCCCUGGUCCCGGACCUCCGCAAGGUGGACCUGGUAGUCAGAGAUGCUAAAGAGCGGCUGCCCGCGCUCCUAUAGGCGAGAGGCGGUCGAAGAACACAUCAGAAAACCGUGAGGUUUGUAGAGGAACGGAAGUUAUAACGGAGCAUCUGGUGUGCGACGUGUUACAGGGCGUCCAGGGUACGCAGGGAGGCGGAUCUUCGGGUGUCGCGGGUUCGCAGGAUGGCAGUCAACAGCAGCAAGACAAGAAGAGCCCCGCGGUGAGCCAGUGAGGCCAGGAGUCCCCGCGCCCUCCCACCAGAGGGCGACGGGGGCGCAAGCCCAAAAACGUGGCUCCCUAGCGGGG